Aspergillus fischeri NRRL 181 is the source of this 1137-nucleotide messenger RNA. RefSeq names its product N-methyltransferase fsqC (gene fmpB). The transcript has 2 exons. NCBI's taxonomy places the organism in Eukaryota, Fungi, Ascomycota, Eurotiomycetes, Eurotiales, Aspergillaceae. The record is from RefSeq and is a predicted model, not a curated record. Bases 1 to 1137 code for a protein of 378 amino acids.
AUGUCGAGCCAAGUUCAAGACAUGCGUGGAUGGCCAUCGCCAUUUGCAAACGCGGCUUACCAACCGGAUGCUUCUUCGCGCCGAGUACGCUAUGGUGGACUACAAGUACAUAACCUUCGCCAGGCUACUGCCAGCAGUCUAGUGCCUUCCAUUAUCCAGGGGCUGAGGGCUGAAGACCGAGAGUUGCCAUCUCUCUUGCUCUGGAACGAUCAGGGCUUGUCGCUAUUCAAUGCAGUCCUUGACUCUGCCGAAUACUACGUUGCCAACAAAGAGUGGGCCUUGUUACGCAAUGCAGUUCAUAAUGUCGUAGCUUCAAUCUCAUCUGGAGACCGACUGGUAGAAUUGGGUGCCGGGAACAUGAAGAAGACAGCUCUGAUACUACGUAUCCUGCAGUCUCAGAGGAAGUACAUUCACUACAUUGCCUGCGAUGUGGACCGCGCAGCCCUCCAAAGAGGCCUUCGCAAUCUUCAAGCGAUCUUCCCCGCUUCGACGUCGAGCAUCAGAAUCCAGGGUCUAGUCGCCACGUAUGAAGACUGCGCCGCCUGGCUGCAGCGCAACCCAGGAAGUGGACACACAUCGUUGAUGUGGCUGGGAAAUAGCUUGGCCAACUUCCCCCCGCCAGAGGCCUCCGAAUAUAUUCGGAGCUUUCUCAGCACCGGUGCCUCCAUGAUUAUUGCCUUGGACGGUUGUCAAGACCACGAGCAGAUUGCACGCGCGUAUGAGGGCCCGUCGAAUCAGAAAUUUGUUCUGAAUGGGCUGCGGCAUGCAAACGAUGUGCUUGACACGGAUGCGUUCGAUGUGAGCAAUUGGAGUUUUCUCGGACGAUGGAACCCCGAGCUAUGGAUGCAUGAGAGCUUCUACGUGGCAGAGCGAGACUUGACCCUCAAGAUCGGUAGGGAGACCUUCGUGUUCCGGAAAGGGGAAACGAUUCGCUCCAUUCGGAGUGGCAAGUGGCCAAAGCCAAAGGUGGUGGACAUCUGCAGAGAGGCUGGAGGGGACGUUGUUGACUGGUGGAUGAACCCCGAUGAGUCUUACGGCAAGUCUGCUACUCUUAUGGGGUACCUGGCGCGUUCGCUAAUUGAUUCUUUCACUCAACUAGGCUUUUACUUGCUGCGGAAAUCGAGCGAGUACGAAUAG